AACUGUGAGAGACUAUGUAAUGAGUCUAUAAAGUCAGAUUUUUUUUACUAAGAUUAAUUGACUUAGCCGCAUUUACUGCUUGCAUAGCACAUUACCAUAUUUUAGCUUAUUCAAAAACAAAUUAUGAGGUUUCGCUGAUAAGAAGUGGUUCAGGUUUAUAAGACUUUUCUUCGAGCGCAGGUUAGCAAGGUUUUUACCUAGUAUUAUUAAUUGCUUUUGGAUUCUCUAUAAACACUUAAUAGGAUUUCAAAAAAGGGACCUUUUGCCACAUUGYCUGGUCAUAAUUGAAUUAUUGUUGUUGAGCAAGAGUAGCUGCUCCCUGGCCGAUGCUUUUGUUCACGAUUUUCAGUGUAUCUUGUCAUCAAGAGUUCCGUAGAAACUAACAUGGCUUAAAAAGGCACUUGCCGUAAACCUGUGCAACAGCUUUCAUAUUACAGUGAUACCAGAUACUAAACUGCUCACGUCAAGUGCUGAAAGUAUUUUUUUUUCUUGAAAGUUCUUGUGUUUUUUGUUUUUUAAGAAAGGCAAGCUUGUUCUCUACAUUGCUGCCAAAUUAGAGCUAAUUAAAUUUUCAGCUUAAAGAUAUAAAGAUGUGCUACAUUUUAACAAAGAAAACACUAAACAGAUUUUGUGGAGUAUUCUACAUAAAUAAACAAGCACGAGAACUAGACUAAAAACAACGUUUUGCUAAGCGCGUGAUGAAAUGGCUUCACCAUAAAAAAAAAAAAAAAAAAAAAAAAAAAAAAAAGAUUCAGAAAAGUAGACAAUAAUCUCAAAAGGAUUUUUGGGUUUUACUAUCUGAUCCCCAUCUUCGUCCAAUCUUUGGUCUACUUUACAAUGAUACCACAUGGGAUUUAUAGACAAAGUUAUACGGUUUCUUUUAUAGUUUUGUUCAAAAAAGCAUAUGYGAUUUUUAUUAUGACUAAUACAUAGAAGGUUUUCUGACAGACAUUACCAGUGGCAAAUUUAGCGGUUCYGUGACGUUCUUUGUUGGCUGUCUGCGGUAACUGAUAAGMACAAAAAUGAGGUCAUUCCAAGAAAAAAAAGUUACGUCACUUUGAGUGAGCCAUUCAAUGAACUUUUUUAAUUUUCAUCGAGAACAAUACUCUACUACUGUCAUAUCGGUGGCGCCUURCCCUCCUCGAAUCCAUUUAGAAAUACUUAAGCCUUUGAUACUUAGAGUUUGUGGCUCUAUACAAAUCACAUAUAACAAUACAAAUAAUUAACAAAGGUAUCCUGGACAGUAAAUAAUAUCAGGAUUUUUCUUUUGUUUACAAUYCAACCACAGCAACCUGUGUACUACGUCACUGAACCACUAAAAAGCAAAUUACAGCGAUUUUGGCGACUAAAGGUCGUGAGCAACCCUCCACGAAGACUGUUUUAUUCACAUUAGUAAGCUAGCAAGAGACUUUCCAUUUUUUCUCCGAUUUGAGAUCUGAAUUUCGUUGGAGMAAAGUUAGUUUAAAAUGGAUCUAUAUCUUUAAAACCUUUCUCUAACUUUAAGUGGGAUGCAUUCAAGGAUUUUUGGAAACAAGAAUGAGCAAACUGUUGUCUGCAAAGGUGCGAGUACGGUCGGUGCCUGAGGUGCUCCUGAAAUCGAAUUAGUCGUGGGAUUUGUGAACAAAACCUAAUCAAGAAUAUAGCGAGAUCCUGAAAGACUCGACCUGUGAAAUGAACCCUUCAAGUAACAAUACAACUAACGGUUCUGUAGUGAACAACACUGGGAGGUUAAGGCAUGGAUAUGGAGAACGCAAGGCAAAUUUUGAAAUCGCUUAUGAUUCCUGCUUGAUCGUGUUAGCACUGUUUAUAAUAGCAAUCAAUGUACUUGUGCCUGCGCUGUUCCUUCGAAACCGUGCACUGAGGACAAAAACGAACAUGCUGUUGGUCAGCUURGCCAUCGCUGACAUGGUCAUGGGACUUGUUGGAAUCCCUAUGUACAUUUCUUGUAACACGCUAUACAUGUUUUUUGAAUACCGUGGAAUGUGUUUCGCUGCAAAUGUGGUGUAYCGUUUCAUCGCCGUCUCCACGAUUUUCCACAUAUUCGCCAUAACCAUCGAAAGRUACAUCUCGGUAAGCUACCCCUUCAACUAUGUCACCUGGGUUAAAAUGAGCCGUUUGCGGAURAUCAUCGCUUCCAUUUGGAUUCUUUCACUUUUCAUGGCUUUGGUGCAGCUCAGUUUGCAAGACUUGACAAAAGAUUACUACAUGGMAGACGAAGGAGAAGUCGACCCGUUUCUCUAUAGAGCUGGACUUAUUUACAACCUAAUCGGCGUKAUCGUCUGCUUCACAAUCCCACUUACAAUCAUGAUUUUUAUCUAUUGGAGGAUGUUCGUGAUUAUCCGAACGCAGAUCAAAAGGAUCAAACAGCAGAAUGUCACAGGUUUCGAAGAGAAUUGCAAACCGUUGUCCUCCGAGCGRAGRGCAAUCACAAUAUUUGCUUUGAUGUUGGGUUUUUUCACGACAUGCUGGCUGACGUGGUAUUUAUCGCUSUUGGCCAACUACAUUAACGUUGUAAUGUAUGUGCCAGAACUAGUGUAUGAGAUUUUCGACUUUUUACGCUUUUCAACAUCUUUUAUUAACCCACUCUUGUACACUUUCCUGAAAUCUGACUUCAGAAGGGCGCUUUUCCGACUAGUCUCAUCGAAAUUUGGCAGGAAUAGGAAUAAACAGAGUUUCACGACCGAUGCAAAAGUUGCUUUAACAACAGCUGUACAUAACAAAAACAGCAAUGGAGACACCGACGACGAAACGAAAAAACUAACAUCGAUCUGAACMGCAUAAAUUUUGUUCUGAAUAAUUCAUAAACGUAAAAACAAUCAAAGAACGGCUUCUAUACAUGGCAAGGUGUUAGUAGCCAUAGACAUUUAAUGAAUUUAUUUUUAAUGAUUUUAAUUAAGCUAAAGGCUUUUUACUUUUAGCAUAGCACCCUGUAUAAGUUCAAAGGCUUAGAUUUUUCUCACUGGWUUUCGACUGUGAUCGUUAUAAUCAGAAUAAAAGGCCUACGGCUCCACGCAUCUAUGACGACACAGCCUCAACAAAGAAGACGUUUUUGCGAAAGGUUUCCGCUAAAUCCAACGCUUUCAGUAACAGCUAUCUCUGUUGAUAUAUAGUUAAAGCUAUCACGGUAUAUUGUUAAUUUAAAAGUGUGCAAGAGCGAAAAAGAUUAACACAAAAAUAUAUAAUUCAUCGGUGUGAUUUUCAAUUAACGAUUUGAAGUGAAAAAGGAUUAGUAGAGCGCCUUUGGGAAUUGGACCAAAACAAAUGCCAAAACRUAAAUACCUUUUGUUUAGAGGUUGUUAUGGCGAAGACGACGAGAGCAAUUACGUUUCUUCCCUCGCCAAGAUGUAAACUACCCAAAAUUCCGAUCAAAACAAAAACAGGAAGAAAAAAAAAAAACAGCGUUUUCAUUCUCAAAUAUUUGCACCAUACUUAUUUUUUAUAUUUUUUAAUGACACCACAUAAUCUUAAUCCCCUGGAUAUUAAAUAAUACAGUAAAAAAGCAAAAUCAUUGUAGUUUGACUUUUGAGGUUCCACUAGAGGAUUAUUUCAGAUUAUCUAGUAUAAGACGAACAAUAUCUCUUCCACAGAAAACUCGUUUUAUUGUUAGGCUGGAUCCAAAUCAGUGGUAGAUAUUUUUGGGGGGGUCCGAGGGAAUGCUUUCUAUAGAUUACGGAUCUUAAGGUCAUUAUUUUUGACAAACAGAAUAAUAAUAUAUCACUUUUGUAGUUCUUCGAGUGAUAGAUUUCAAGAUAGAUAACGCUUUUUGGAAAAUCUCAAAGA
Exaiptasia diaphana is the source of this 3780-nucleotide messenger RNA. Its product is annotated as histamine H2 receptor-like. Bases 1672 to 2772 code for a protein of 366 amino acids. The record is from RefSeq and is a predicted model, not a curated record. The transcript is spliced from 2 exons. Gene Ontology annotation, biological process: G protein-coupled receptor signaling pathway. Gene Ontology annotation, cellular component: membrane. NCBI's taxonomy places the organism in Eukaryota, Metazoa, Cnidaria, Anthozoa, Actiniaria, Aiptasiidae. Gene Ontology annotation, molecular function: G protein-coupled receptor activity.